This is a messenger RNA of Meloidogyne enterolobii, 532 nucleotides long. Lineage: Eukaryota; Metazoa; Nematoda; Chromadorea; Rhabditida; Meloidogynidae. The record is from the annotation of a GenBank genome assembly.
UUAGACUAAAUGUUUUUCCAGUAAGAAAAUGUUUUGAGUGUGUUUUUCGGAAUGUUUUGGUGGGUGUUUUUCUGUAAGAUGGAAUAUGUAUUUUGUAAAUGUUUUUCUUGUUAAAGUGAUGUUUUUCCGGAACGCUUAUUUUAUUUGUUUUCUGUGGUGUUUGGAUGUUUUUCCGGAAAGUAUAUUUUUAUUCAUGUUUUAGGCGAUGUUUGGAUGUUUUUCCGGAAGGGUUGUUGUUUUGUGUGCUUGUUUUAAGAGAUGUUUGGAUGUUUUUCCGGAAAGUUCGUUGUUUUGUUUGUAUGUUUAAGAGAAGUUUGGAUGUUUUCCGGAAAGUAUAUUUUAUUUGUUUUAGGUGAUGUCUGGAUGUUUUUCCGGAAGGGUGUUUUUAUUUAUGUUUUAAGAGAAGCUUGAAUGUUUUUUCGGAAAGUUUGAAUUGUUUUGUAUGUGUGUUUUAAGAGAUGUUUGGAUGUUUUUACGAAAAUAUAUUUUAUUUGUCUUAGGUGAUGUUUGGAUGUUUUUCCGGAAAGUUUGU